AGAUAACGUCACUACCACGUCACAUUGGAAAAUUGGAUAACAGUGAAAGGUUUUCCGUUUACUUGUGUUACGUUUGCUCCGCUCUCCGGCGACUCCAGAAGCUUUUCUGCGCAGAAGACCCUCCAGAAGCAAGCUAAACGCAACGCAUGUCUUAUAAAGCCAGAAAUCAGACAAGGAAUUUCCGGACACCUAUGUCGGCAGAAGUGCCGAUAAAUCAUUGUGAUAUGCUGCUGUGAAUUGUUAGCCUGAAAGAGAUCAUGCAGGGGCUUCACCAACAGCAGCAACAGUUAGCGGCUCUCCUUGCGGCGGCGCUUCCCAAAGAUGACCCCUCCAAGUCAACGCUAACGGCGUCUCUGCCACCAACUUCGUCAGCGCCAACCCCGUCCUCAUCCACUGCGGCUCCAUCACAGGAGGACGAAUCAUCCAGAAUCGCCGCCAUAACCUCACUCCACAAUGCCAUUCUAUACCCGCCCAACUCCCUUCUUGUCAGUCACUCCGCCUCAUAUCUAGCUCAAGGCUUCUCUCAGCUUCUAUCCGACAAGUGCUAUUCAGUCCGUCACCCAGCCGCUAGAGGUUAUGGUGCUUUGUGCGCUGUGAUUUGUUCUAUUUCAAUGGGCCCAAAUGGAAGGCAGAACCAUGUUAUACUCGGAAGUUUGGUUGACCGGUUCAUUAGUUGGGCUUUGUCACUGAUUGGCAAUGUUGGAGAUGGCUCGUGGGAUGUUGCUUUGGAAGGUCUUCGCGAGUUUCUUAGUAUUGGGGAUGUUGGAGCAGUUGAGAGAUUUGCUUUGCCAAUUCUCAAAUCUUGCCAAGAACUUCUUGAGGAUGAGAGGACUUCCUUCAGUUUACUUAGUAGGCUGCUUGACGUUCUAACACUGAUCUCUUUGAAGUUUUUUAGAUGUUUCCAACCACAUUUUGUAGACAUUGUUGAUCUGCUACUUGGAUGGGUGCUGGUGCCAGACAUUGCAGAUUCUGAUAGGCGUGUAAUCAUGGAUAGUUUCUUGCAGUUUCAGAAAUAUUGGGUAAAUAAUAUGCAGUUCUCCCUUGGACUGCUUUCAAAAUUUUUGGGAGACAUGGAUGUUUUGCUUCAGGAUGGAAGCCCUGGUACCUUGCAGCAGUUCCAAAGAUUACUUUCUCUGCUGUCUUGCUUUACUUCAGUAUUACAGUCCAUGUCGUCAGGUUUAUUGGAGAUUAACAUGCUUGAAAAAAUUGCUGAGCCUCUUUGCAAAAUGGUUCCUAUUCUGCUCGGGUGCAUAUCUCUAAUUGGAAGGAAAUUUGGUUGGUCAAGAUGGAUAGAAGAUUCUUGGAAAUGUUUAACUUUAUUGGCAGAAAUUUUAACUGAUCAGUUUUCACCGUUUUACAGCAUUGCACUUGAUAUUCUGUUUCAAAGUUUGGACAUGGAAGGUAAAGAGCAUUCUAUUGGGUCAAAUAAGCUAACUUCAUUUCAGGUUCAUGGGGUUCUUAAAACCAAUUUACAAUUGCUGUCUUUGCAAAAGCUUGGACUCUCUCCGUCAUCUGUCUACAAAAAUUUAUGUUUUGGUGCACCUAUAUCCAAGCUGCGUUUGCAUCCAAACCACUUAGUGGCAGGAAGUUCUGCUGCUACAUAUAUCUUCUUGCUUCAACAUGGAAACAAAGAAGUUGUUGAAGCAUCAGUGAGUACAGUGCUCAAAGAGCUUGAACCGUUGAGAAGAGCACUUGGAGGAACUUCAUGCAGUGGGGAUAAUAUAUGUAAUGCUGUAGUGCUUAAUUCCUAUUCGAAAUCUGAACUGGAUGCAUUAAUCAAAUUUGAUUUGAGGGUCUUGUCAAGUUGUGUUUCUUUGCAUGGGUCAGGCAGUUUUAAUGGCCAAGGAGGAACUGAUACUCUAUAUGUUAGUAGGUCAGAAAAAUUGAUUUCUUAUAUUAUUGACAACUUGGACCCUUUUAACUCCAUUAUCCAGGAUGAUGCAGAGUUGCAAGUCACAGUUCUUAGAACUUUAGAAAGGCUAGCUGUGGUAGAAUUUUUGUGCAAGUGCUCCAUGGGCAAGCAAAGAACUGCAGAUGCUUCUGUGGUGUCAUCAGCACAAAAUUCCCACAGUGAUGAUGAUUGGGAGCACGAACUUCCCAUGAUAAUCUUACAACACCUGAAAAAGUUCUGUAUUUUUCUUAGCAAAGCUAUUCACCCCUCAUCUCCUUUCAUACUCAGAAUAGAAGGACUACAAUGGAUACAUAAAUUAUGUGGAAAUGUUAUUAGCAUGUAUGAGAACUCAACGACAUCAUUUUUUCCUUGUGAAGCUUUUGGCUAUGUUGAGAUUUUUCAGAAUUUGCUGUUUUCUAUUUUGGGUGCUGCUUCAGACAGGGAAUAUAAAGUGAGGUCUCUUGUGGCAUCGGUACUGGAGAUGCUUCUGCAAGCUAAACUCAUCCAUCCUGUACACUUCCUUGUUACUGCUGAGACCGUCCUUUUAAAACUCGGCGAUCCAGACAAAGACAUAAGAAGUGCUUUUGUUAGGGUGCUUUCAAUAGUUCUACCUCUAACAGUAUAUUUUUGUGCUCUAAAUGAGGAUGGACUUGCAACCUGCAGACCAGGAGAUUAUAAAAUUUGCAGUAGAUCUAAUUUGCACUGGAAGCAACUUUUUGCACUCAAGCCGCUGCCUCAACAACUUCAUUCACAUCAGCUUGUUUCCAUACUCAGCUACCUUGCACAGCGAUGGAAAGUUCCACUUUCAUCUUGGAUCCAGAGGCUUAUUUGUAGUUGUAGACGGUCAAACAAUAUCUCUUCGACCCUGCUUGAAGAGACAGCUGAUGCUGGCUCAAAUGGAUUACUGUGGGAUAUCAAAGUGGAUGAAGAAACUCUUGAAAAAGCUUGCUCCACUGAUAUUCUUGCUGGUGCAUGGUGGGCUAUAAACGAGUCUGCAAGAUAUUGUAUUACUACACGUCUCAGAACAAAUCUUGGGGGGCCAACUCAAACUUUUGCGGCAUUGGAACGCAUGCUUUUGGAUGUGGCUAAUUUGCUUAAACUUGAUGCUGAUCAAAGUGAUGGGAGCUUAAAUAUAAUUAGCUCUUCUUAUGCCCAUUUGUUGCCUAUGCGAUUAUUAUUUGAUUUUGUUGAGGCUUUGAAGAAAAAUGUAUACAAUGCAUAUGAAGGAUCACUUGUUUUGCCAUGUGCUUCUAGGCAGAGCUCCUCAUUCUUUAGGGCAAAUAAAAAGGUUUGUGAGGAAUGGUUUUCUAGGAUAUGUGAGCCAAUGAUGAAUGCUGGAUUAGCACUGCAUUGUCAUGAUGCUACAAUUCAUUAUUGUGCCUUGCGCUUACAGGAGCUAAGAAAUCUCGUUGCUUCAGCAAUGAGAGAAAAGUCAGGAGCCCAAGUAACUGAAGACUUCCAAAAUAUCAGAGGUAGGCUUUCUGGAGAUAUUAUGAGAGUUUUGAGACACAUUACGUUGGCCUUAAGCAAAAAUUAUGAACCCAAGGCAUUAGUUGGUAUACAAAAAUGGGCAAGCAUAGUGUUUUCUCCAUUGUUUAAUGAUGAAAACCAGAUUGUAGAUGGCAGAGGGACAUUGGGUUGUUUUUCUUGGAUCAAUGGGCUGGUGUAUCAAGCUGAGGGUCAGCAUGAAAAAGCUGCUGCUCACUUUAUUCAUUUGUUACAUAAUGAAGACUCACUUACACUUAUGGGCUCUGAUGGUGUACAGUUUGCCAUAGCUCGUAUCAUAGAGAGUUAUGGUGCAAUUUCUGAUUGGAAGUCCCUUGAAUCCUGGCUGUUGGAAUUGCAAACACUUCGUGCCAAGCAUGCGGGAAAAAGGUACUCAGGUGCAUUAACCACUGCUGGCAAUGAAAUAAACUCUAUACAGGCGUUAGCUCGCUUUGAUGAGGGUGAUCUACAGGCAGCAUGGGCAUGCCUUGAUUUGACUCCAAAAAGUAACAAUGAACUAACUCUUGACCCGAAAUUGGCACUGCAAAGGAGUGAGCAGAUGCUUUUGCAGGCUAUGCUUCACCAAAUUGAUGGAAAGGUUGACAGGGUGUCACAUGAGUUGCAAAAGGCAAAAUCAAUGCUGGAGGAGCCAUUGUCUGUUUUACCCCUUGAUGGGCUGUCAAGGGCAGCACCUUAUGUCAACCAGCUAUAUUGCCUCUUGGCAUUUGAAGAUGGGUUUAAGCUCAAGGAGGACAAGUACCAGAGUUUUCCAUCAUUAUUAAAUCCAUAUCUUCAAACAAUGUAUUCCCCUAUCAACCAGAUUCAUCAGGAUUGUAAUAUGUGGCUGAAAGUUCUGCGAGUCUAUAAAGCUGCACAUCCUAGUUCGCCCUCGACGCUAAAGCUUUGCAACAAUGUGAUGAGUCUUGCCCGUAAACAGGGAAAUAUAAGGUUGAUGAGUCGUCUUGAAAAAUAUUUGGUGGACAAUAUAUCUACUUGCCCCAAGGGCAGUACGCGUGAUUAUAUAAUUUCUAGUUUGAAUUAUGAAAAAAUAUUACUGAAGUAUGCUGAUAACAAGAUUGAAGAUGCAUUGACCAGCUUGUGGUCACUUCUGCGUCCUUGUAUGGUUUCACCUUCAGCUGUUUCCUCUGAUUACUAUGAUAGUGCUUUGAUGGCGAAGGCAUGUCUGAAACUUUCUCGUUGGUUGCAACGAGACUCUUCACAUGCAGGAUUGAAAGAUGUAGUCCUCAGAAUGAAAGACGACUUCAAUGUCCAUGCAACUUAUAGUGGCAAAGAAGGAUCUGGUGCUGAUAAUGACCAUCUACCUUCAAAGGAAAAUGUGAACCAUAUUUAUGAGGAACUUGUCGGCACUGCUACAAAGCUGUCUUCCCGAUUGUGCCCCGCCAUGGGGAAGUCAUGGAUUGCAUAUGCUUUUUGGUGUUUUACUCAUGCUAAAUCAUCCCUGCUUGCACCUGCUGAAGCUCCCCUCCAAUAUUGUACAUUUUCUCCCAUUCUUGAUUCUGAACUUCUUCCUGGAAGGUUUAGGUUAACAAAUGAAGAGUUAUUGAAAGUGAAAGACAUAGUUUUUCAAUUUCUUUGGAACAUAUUUCUUGUUAAUGAGUUGAAUGAAAAUGAGGGAGAUUCUGAUUUGGGUUUCAGAUCUUCUGCACAUAUAGCAAAUGAAGGACAUGCUAGGCCUUUGUUGCAGCAGAUUGUAGAUAUUAUUGAGUCUGAAGCUGGAGCUCCUGGAGCAGAAGAUUUUAGCUGUGAAUGCCUAUCUUCUACUGUUGCUUCUAAGUUACAGAAGUGCUUUGCUACUAUGAAGGUACCCAUGGAAGAAGCAUCUGUGGUUUCUGUGAUUGGUGAUUUGGUUGAUACCUGGUGGUCUUUGAGGAAGAGAAGGGUCUCUCUUUUUGGUCAUGCGGCCCAGGCAUUUCUGAAUUUCCUUUCACAUACAUCUUCAAGAAGUUUUGAUGGCCAAUUAAAUGGUUUUGAUAGAGUUUCUAAGUGUAGAACAACGAGUUAUACUCUUAAAGCCACGCUAUAUGUCUUGCAUAUUCUUGUCAACUAUGGACCAGAGUUAAAAGAUAUUGUUGGGCCUGCAUUAUCAGGAGUUCCUUUGCUACCAUGGCAGGAAAUAACUCCUCAACUUUUUGCUCGAUUAUGCUCCCAUCCUGAGCAAGUGGUUAGGAAACAGGUAGAGAGCUUACUAGUAAUGCUAGCGAAGCUGUCUCCUUGGUCAGUUGUGUACCCAACUCUUGUUGAUGCUAAUUCAUGUGGAAAAGAACCUCCUGAAGAGCUUCAGCAGAUACUAGCUUGUUUGAAUAAGCUAUAUCCUAGAUUAGUUAAGGAUGUCCAGAUGAUGAUUAAAGAACUUGAAAGUGUAACAGUCCUUUGGGAGGAACUUUGGCUCACUACACUUCAAGAUCUUCAUGCGGAUGUAAUGAGACGGAUACAUUUGCUGAAAGAUGAAGCUGCGAGAAUUGCAGACAAUAUAACUCUUAGCCAUGGGGAGAAGAAUAAGAUAAAUGCUGCUAAGUACUCAGCAAUGAUGGCUCCUAUAGUUGUUGUUUUGGAGCGGCGUUUAUCUUCCACUUCUCGGAAACCUGAAACGCCCCAUGAAAUGUGGUUCGAUGAAGUAUACAAAGAUCAAAUUAAAUCUGCAAUUUUAAACUUCAAGAUACCCCCUGCAUCCAGUGCUGCAUUAGGGGAUGUUUGGCGACCGUUUAACAACAUUGCUGCCUCUUUGGCAUCUUAUCAAAGAAAGUCAUCGGUAUCACUAAGAGAAGUUGCUCCACAGCUGGCACUUCUCUCAACAUCUGAUGCUCCUAUGCCUGGUCUUGAGAAGCAAAUAAUAUAUUCCGAACCAGAAGAGGGUGAUACUGCUCCCAAGGGAAUUGUCACGAUUUCUUCAUUCUCUGAGCAAGUAACUAUCUUAUCAACCAAGACAAAACCGAAAAAGCUUUGGAUUCUGGGGUCUGAUGGGGAAAAGUACACGUAUCUGCUAAAAGGGCGAGAAGAUCUGCGACUUGAUGCCAGGAUCAUGCAGCUACUUCAAGCGAUAAAUGGCUUACUUAAUUCAUCAUCUUUAACUUUGGGUCAGUCUGUUGGCAUUCGCUUUUACUCUGUGACUCCCAUCAGUGGCCGGGCUGGUCUCAUUCAGUGGGUUGAUAAUGUAGUUAGCAUUUAUAGCGUCUUUAAGUCAUGGCAGAAUCGGGUUCAGGUUGCUGAACUUUCAGGACUGGGUCCUAAUGCAAAACAUGUGCUUCCUCCCCCUAUUCCUCGGCCAAUAGACAUGUUUUAUGGUAAAAUCAUUCCUGCACUUAAGGAGAAAGGUAUUAAAAGAGUAAUAUCAAGAAGAGACUGGCCUCAUGAGGUGAAGAGGAAAGUUCUCUUGGAUCUCAUGAAUGAGACUCCUAACCAACUUCUUUAUCAUGAGCUUUGGUGUGCAAGUGAAGGGUUCAGAGCAUUUCAUUCAAAACAAAAAAGGUAUUCUGGUAGUUUAGCGGCUAUGAGUAUUGUUGGUCACAUACUUGGCCUAGGAGACCGGCACUUAGAUAAUGUCCUUAUUGAUUUUUGUACCGGCGACAUUGUGCAUAUUGAUUACAAUGUAUGCUUCGAUAAAGGGCAAAGAUUAAGGAUCCCUGAAAUUGUGCCCUUCCGCUUGACUCAGACAAUUGAAGCUGCUUUAGGCCUAACUGGUGUUGAGGGAACUUUUAGAGCAAACUGUGAAGGGGUUCUUGGUGUUUUGAAGAAAAAUAAGGACAUAAUCUUGAUGCUCCUAGAUGUCUUUGUUUGGGACCCCCUUGUGGAUUGGACACGUGGAGAUUUUCAUGAUGAUGCAGCAAUUUUUGGUGAGGAAAGAAAGGGGAUGGAGCUUGCAGUUAGUUUGAGUUUAUUUGCUUCCCGGGUGCAAGAAAUUCGUGUUCCCUUGCAGGAGCAUCAUGAUCUUUUAGUGUCGACUUUUCCAGCUGUUGAAUCAGCUCUUGAGAGACUUUCAACUAUCCUAGACCAGUAUGAGACUGUCUCUGCUCUUUCCUGUCGUGCUGACCAAGAGAGAUCCGACCUUGUUCUCCAAGAGACAUCCGUAAAAUCUAUUGUUGCAGAAGCAUCUUCUAAUUCUGAAAAAGUCCAAGCAUCACUUCAAGUCCAGGCUCGAGAAUUCUCACAAGCACAAGCCAUGGUAGUGGAGAAGGCUCAAGAAGCUACAACCUGGAUUGAGCAGCAUGGCAUGGUUCUUGAUGCUAUCAGAAGCAAUCUAGUCCCAGAAAUUAAUGCCCAUAUAAAUUUGAGUGAUGCAGAACAAGCCCUUUCUCUGACAUCUGCUGUGCUAGUGGCUGGAGUCCCAUUAACUAUUGUUCCUGAGCCCACUCUUGCUUAUUGCCAAGAUAUAGAUAGGGAAGUUACUCAGUUAGUUGCAGAGCUGGAUCAAGGGUUUUCUUCAGCUGCAAGUGCUCUUCAAACGUACUGUGUGGCCUUGCAAAGAAUUUUGCCACUCAAUUACCAUACAACUAGUCCAGUGCACGAAUGGUCACAAAUUUUGCAGCUUGCCGCGAAUGCACUAUCUUCUGACAUUUUGUCACUCACUAGAAGACAGGCAGUUGAACUUUUUGGGAAGUCCGAUGUCAACAACUUUGACACAGUUAAACUAAGGUAUGAUGAUCUUUGUUUUAAAGUACGACAGUAUGCAGCAGAAAUAGGGAGACUGGAAGGAGAAUGUGCAGAGCUGGUGAACUCCAUUGGACAGGAGACUGAAGCAAAAGCCAAAGAUUGUCUUUUUUCUGCCUUCUCAAAGUAUAUGCAGUCCACUGACUUUGAGAGGAAAGAAGAUCCCGAUAACAUGGGAUCGUUAAAUUUUCAGGGGCCACAUGAUGCUGGAUUGCAAGAAAAGGUUGAGGUGAACAAGGGAAAACUUCUAACUAUUCUAAUUAUUGCAGUUUGUUCUCUAUAUAAUGACAUCAAGCUUAAAUUAGUCAGAAGCUUAGCUAGUUUCACGGGGAGAGAGAAUCUGCUGCAGUCUAAUUUGGGAGCCUUUUUCUGCGAAUUCGAAGAGCAAACGGAGAAAUGUAUGCUUAUAGCAGGGUUUCUAAUUGAAAUACAGCAGUAUAUUGGCACAGCCUUAGAUACUGCCACCUCUUCAUUUGAAGUGAACUGGGCACCAGUUUUCAAAACAAGUCUGCUUUCAUGUAAAAAGUUAGUCCAGGAAAUGCUUGAGUAUGUUUUGCCAGAAGCCUUAAGAACUGUGAUUCUGUUCAACUCAGAAGUUAUGGAUGCAUUUGGUUCACUCUCCCAAGUCCGCGGUUCCAUUGAUGCAGCACUUGAGCAGCUUAUUGAAGUAGAAGUAGAGAGGGCUGCUUUAGUUGAGCUUGAACAAAAUUACUUUGUGAACGUUGGUCUCAUCACGGAACAACAGUUGGCUCUAGAAGAAGCUGCCAUCAAGAGCAGAGACCAUUUAUCUUGGGAAGAGGCCGAUGAACUAGCAUCAAAAGAGGAAGUUUGCAGAGCUCAAUUAGACAAGCUCCACCGGACAUGGAACCAGAAGGACUUGCGAACUUCAUCUCUUAUAAAGAAAGAAGCUAAUAUCAGAAGUGCUUUGGCAUCUUCUAAGGACCAUCUGCAAUCUCUAAUUACUAGAGAAGAGGAUAGGGAAUCACAUACUCUAAGAAGCAGAGCGCUCUUGGCUGUACUAUUGCAACCCUUUUCUGAGUUGGAAUCAGUUGAUCGGGCAUUAUCUUCACUCGGUGGACCUAUUGCAUCUAGUUCCAGUGGGAUUUCUCAUCUUGCAAGUUCAUUCAGUUCAGGAAAUCUAGUAUCUGGGUAUAUAUGGAAUUUUCCGAGCAUAAUAUCCAAUAGUCAUGCUUUUUUUAUUUGGAAGAUUUAUCUGAUUGAUUCUUUGCUAGAUUCCUGUGUGCACCAUGCUGCUUUACCUGUUGCUCAAACUUUGGGAUUCGACCAAAUGGUGGAUGCGGUAAAGAGUAAAAUUGAUUUGCAACUUCAAAAAGGUGUUGCCCAGUACCUCAAAGAGAGAGUUGGUCCUGUUAUAUUGGGAAGGUUAGAGAUAGAAAUUGAAUCAUUGAAGAAAAUGGUGGAGUCAAGGACGGAAUUUACUGUUGAUCAGAUUAAGAAUAAUUUUGAUACUAUAAAAGAAGUGCAAAUUAUGCUCCAGGAGUAUUGCAAUGCACAUGAAACUGUCAGAGCAGCAAGGUCAGCUGUGUCUCUAAUGAAGAGGCAGGUGAACGAGUUAAAGGAUAAGCUUCUGAAGACUAGUUUGGAAAUUGUUCAGAUGGAAUGGAUGUAUGAUAUGACCGUGAGCCCACUGCACAACAGCAGACUGAUGUGUCAUAAAUUACUUGCAAGUGAUGACAAAUUAGUUUCCAUUCUUCUUAAUAUUAGCAGACCAGAAUUGAUUGAAAGUUUGCGAUCAUCCAUUGAAAAGAUAGCUAAAUCACUGGAAGGCAUACAGGCAUGCGAGAGAACUUUUGUUACUGCAGAAGGGCAACUAGAGAGAGCAAUGGGCUGGGCUUGCGGAGGUGCAAGUACCAGUGCAACUGGAAGUACAUCAGUAAAGAUCCCAGGAAUACCUCCUGAAUUCCACGAGCAUCUUAUAAGACGCAGGAAGUUGUUAUCUGAAACUCGAGAAAAGGCGUCAGAUAUGAUGAAACUCUGCAUCUCCAUAUUGGAAUUUGAAGUGUCAAGAGAUGGAUUUUUUCGGACUUCAGAAGAACAUCACACGUCAAGGACCAAUUUAGAUGGAAGACUCUGGGAGCAAGCGUACCUAAAUUCUAUAGCAAAAUUGGACGAUACAUUUCACUCUUUCACAAGAACCGAACAAGAAUGGAAACACGCACAGAACAAUAUGGAGAUUGCUUCCACUAGCUUAUUCACUGCAACUAAUGAACUCUGCGUUGCCUCUGUCAAAGCAAGGUCGGCAUCAGGUGAUCUACAAAGUACUCUUCUUGCCAUGAGAGAUUAUGCCCGUGAAGCAAGUGCUGCCAUAUCUGCCUUUGGAAACAUUUCUAGAGGGCAUACGGCUUUGACAUCUGAAUGUGGCCUAAUGCUCGAAGAGGUCCUCGCUGUAAUAGAAGAUGUUCACGAUGUUCAUAGCAUAGCAAAAGAGGCUGUGGUGUUGCAUUCCUCCAUGACGGAAGAUCUAUCCAAGGCAUGUGCUAUUUUACUUCCGCUUGAAACUAUGUUUUCCAAGGAUGCUGCUGUCCUGACUGAGUGUAUGUCAAAGGAGUGGGAGACAAAGACAGAGAUAUCACCAGUCCAUGGACAAGCAAUGUUCCAGUCUUACCAUUCAAGAAUCAUGGACAGUUACCAAGCAUUUAGGCCUUUGGUUCCCUCCGUUACAUCAUCUGUCGAAGGACUUCUUUCCAUGCUCAACAAGCUAGCACAAUCUGCUAGUCUACAUGCAGGAAACCUUAAUAAAGAUCUUGAAGGAAUGGGAGAAAGUCAGGGAAUCAGAUCAGAUAAUAUCAGUCCAUCAAAUUCUGAUAUCUCUAAUCUGGAUAACAUGUUUAACAGAAAACAUGAUAUCUCUGGAAGUGACAGAGAGGCGGGCGAGAGUUCCUUUGAUGUGAGCCGGCUUUCAUUGUAUGAAAAAGGUUGGAUAUCUCCCCCUGAAAGUAUAACCAGUGACAGCUCAAGUUCUGGUAUGACAUCAUCUGUGACUAGUCUGGCAGAUACCUCAAGCGGGCCAGAUAUCAUGGACCCAAUUCAUCAUAAUGUUGAUGGUGGAGUGGAACUUCCUCUUCUAUCCCCUUCAGUUGGUGUUGCUCUUCCAAAUAUAUCAUCUUUCGAACAAUCAAGAUCUCAAAAUAUACAGGAAACUUCUGAAUUGAAUUAUUGGCCAAAAAUUAAAGCAUCAUCAUCAAGCCAAGAAAAGGUUGGGGACACUAAUGGACCUUUGUUUACUAAUACUGAAGCUUCCAGUUGGAUCAGAAGUAAAAAUCAUUAUGCUGUGUCAAUUUUGAAGCGGAUGGAUAUGAAAAUUGAUGGCCGAGAUAUUGUAGAUAACAGAGAGGUAAGUGUGGGAGAACAGGUUGAUUAUCUGCUCAAGCAGGCAACCAGUAUAGAUAAUCUUUGCAGUAUGUACGAGGGUUGGACACCUUGGAUUUGAGAGAGUUCUUUUAAAAUUCUUUCUCCAGUAUCACAAACUGCUUUGCUCAGAACAUCGGAGGAAGUUUCAAUUGAAGGCAAAAUCCCCCAUUGGGACUCCUAGCACAUUCCUAUAUUGCCUGAAUUGAUGUAGCCACAUGUUUUUUAGAGUCCACAUGUGAAGGAGCAAUUCUUGGAAGUGAAUAUCUGAGAGACGCUUGUCAUGUUUCAUGGCCUCGGCUCAAGCACGCACUAUCUUUGCCUCAUGAUAUCUCCACAAAGGCUGCUAAAGGGAUGAACACAUCAUUCAUCAACACGUUGAGAUGUUCCCAGACAAGCUCCAAACAGGUAUUUGGCUUAAAAAAUAGUAUUCUCAACAUGGAUUUAAUGUGGAGUUGCUGUCAGAGACUGGUAAUAAAAUGUCUGGAUAUGGAUACUCUUCAGUUAUUCGACGGUCGAAUUAUUGCAUGAAGAGUCCACAUCACUUCACGCCUUCACGAUAUAGGCCCCACUAAAUUUAGAAGCAAUCCGGAUCUUCCAUUCCAUAAUUCCACCACGCAGUUAGCGCAGAUGACUGUUUGUUAUUUUAUGCUAUUUUAUACUCCCUAAAUACAGUAUUACAGUCUAGCUUUUUUCCAUUUUGUAAAAAAACAUACUACGUACGGCGUAUUAGUUUACAUGACUAUCCUCAAGUAAUAAUGUUUGUACUGCCAAACAAUACACUGUACCGGAAUAUUUAUCCUCAAGACUACAGUAAUAUUUAUUCUCUGUGAAAAGACGUUUAAUUAAAUCACAGAGAAAGCUCAUUAUCUGAAAGUAACAUGGAUUCUGC
Cuscuta epithymum is the source of this 12302-nucleotide messenger RNA. Lineage: Eukaryota; Viridiplantae; Streptophyta; Magnoliopsida; Solanales; Convolvulaceae. The record is from the annotation of a GenBank genome assembly.